UGUACGAGUCUCCUCAAGUUUUCCAUCCGGUCAGCGCCCAAAGUCGGAUUUCCUUUACGAAGAGGCUAUACGCCGUCAAGAAGCGCAGAAGAACCCAGUUGACUCGACGAGUAAAAUUCAAGCCUGGCGUGAUAGACAUAACAUCAUGUCAAUCCAGAGCCCGCUUCCCCAUAUAAUCGCCAACCCCGAUGGGUGCAUCCGUUUCGAGAAAGCUCCUACAACCAAUGAUGAGCAUUCUAAACUUAACGGCAAAGAGCGUAUUGCAAUCGGAAAUAUAUGCGACCAGCAUGACAAAGAAGGCGACAUGGUUUCUCGCACCCCCGGCACUAAAGACGUGUCGACCCCAUUGGAGAAAUCAGGCGAUGCAGCGCAACUUGGAGCACCUUCACUUGUUCCGAGUAAUCAACCCCAAACGGCUGCGCCUACGUUGAGCAAGGAGCCAUAUAUGUCACUCUCUACCGAAUCUACGGCGUCUUCCAGCUCCAUCGAAGCUGCAGAAAUCUCUGCUGGAUCCAAUCCGACUGCUUCCAGCCCGAUUGUCAACGAAGCAACAGGUGGUGGCAGAUUGGACAUCGCAGAUAGUUUUCAGGGGAAGCUACAGGGCAGUUCUAUUCCAAAGUCAUCCAUCGCAGAGCCCGAGCCCCUCACCUGGAAGCGUAAAGUAGCUCAAAUGAACGACUUCGGCCUUGCGGAGUAUACUCCCACCCUGUCUGUCGAUGGCAGGGCCAAAAAAACUAUGAGAGGCUGCAAGCUAUCGCGCGAAAACAAGUCCCCUCACAUCGAGCCUAAAGCCACUGAACCGAAGGUCACAGAUCGCGCAGCAACCGUUGAGGAGCCUCGCCGCAAGAAGAUCAAGACCAAUCCCAUUGCGAAAUUUGCAAAGGUGGUUAUGCCUGCUGCUUUCCUAGGUGCUGUUGUCGGUGGCGCAGCUACGUUCAUCGGAUUGGCGUCCAUGGCGGAAUAAUGGAUUUCAUCCCUCGGGAGUCUGCAGGCAUGGAUUGCCACGGGAUCAGAGCGGACAAGAAGGGAUGUAGUAAACUUUUUUCACUUUGAUAUUGCCCUUACGAGGGCAAGGAGUCUGGAUUAUGUGGGUGUUGGGGGUCGGUCGACGGGCGGUUGGGUUGGCGAAUUACGGCACCUCCAUGACAUGAUACUAACCAGUGUGUGAGCUGAAAGUUUCUAUGUCUGCACUAUGGGUGAUACAGAAAGGAACAGUUGUGGGCGUUUCGGUCGGAAUUACAUAGGUUAGGUUUAUGCUGUGGUGAUACGUGCGGCUAUUGCUGCUAUGCAAUCAAUUAAUCAUGCAAAACAU
Messenger RNA from Eremomyces bilateralis CBS 781.70, 1312 nucleotides. RefSeq lists its product as uncharacterized. NCBI's taxonomy places the organism in Eukaryota, Fungi, Ascomycota, Dothideomycetes, Eremomycetales, Eremomycetaceae. The transcript has a single exon. The record is from RefSeq and is a predicted model, not a curated record. Bases 146 to 964 code for a protein of 272 amino acids.